Molecule: messenger RNA, 2265 nt
Organism: Lathyrus sativus (Indian pea)
Lineage: Eukaryota; Viridiplantae; Streptophyta; Magnoliopsida; Fabales; Fabaceae
Source: the annotation of a GenBank genome assembly
AUGGUUGAGACUCCGAUUAAUGGGCGAAUAAGGCAGGCUUUUACAGUUGUAAACGGCGGGCACGAUGUUGGCUUGACUAGUACUCCUCCAAGCAUUGCUGGAUCGGAUUAUGGUGUGAUAGAGUUCACAAGAGAGGAUGUCGAGGCAUUGCUAAAUGAAAAAGCUAAAAAGAAAGAGAGGUUUAAUUAUAAGGAAAGAUGUGAAAAUAUGGUGGAUUAUAUAAAAAGGCUUAAGGUUUGUAUUAAAUGGUUCCAAGACAUUGAGAUGAGCUACUCAAUAGAGCAGGAAAAGUUAAAAAAUUCAUUGGAAAUGACCCAGCAAAAGAGUGUAGAAAUCGAGUUGCUGCUUAAAAUAAAGGAAGAGGAAAUGAACUUAAUUAUUACAGAAAUGAGAAAGAAUUGCACUUCAUUACAAGAGAAAUUGAUAAAGGAAGAAGUAGAGAAGUCGGCUGCAGUGGAUUCCCUUGUUAAAGAGAGAGAAGCAAGACUUGAUGUUGAGAGGUCACACACCACUCUUUCCGAGGAUAUCGGAAGAGCUCAACGAGAGAUUCAAAGUGCGAAUCAGAAGAUAUCGUCACUCAAUGAGAUGUAUAAGCGGUUACAAGAAUACAUAACGAGUUUACAACAGUACAAUGGAAAACUUCAUACGGAGCUUUCAUCAGUUGAAGAUGAACUUAAACGCGUAGAGAAAGAGAAGGCUGCUGCAAUGGAGAACAUCACUAUGUUAAGUGCUCAACUUACUUUAUCCAUUUCUUCUCAAGAAGAAGCCACAAAACAGAAGGACGAUCUUGCUAGUGAAGUUGCUUCACUCAGAGGAGAGUUGCAUCAAGUAAGAGAUGAUAGAGACCGUCAUUUAUCUCAAGCACAAACUUUAAAUGCUGAUUUGGUGAGACUAAAAGAAUCUAGGGAAAACUCCUGCGUUGAAUUGGACAGCUUGACAUUAAAAGCGAAUGAAUUAGAGGAAAAAAGUUCUCUGAAAGAGAAUCAAAUAAAGGCAUUGCAAGAACAGUUAGCAACUGCAGAGAAGAAACUGCAGGUGUCUGAUAUAUCGGUAUUCGAGACAAGAACAGAGUUUAUAGGGCAACAAAAAUUUGUUGAUGAGUUGCAAAGACGCUUGGAAGAUGCAGAAUAUAAACUCAUAGAAGGGGAGAGGCUGCGGAAAAAAUUACACAAUACCAUUUUGGAGUUAAAAGGGAACAUCCGUGUAUUCUGUCGGGUGAGGCCUUUGUUACACGAUGAAAACCGUAGCACAGAAGGCAAGAUAUUCAGUUAUCCAACAUCGACGGAAGCUUCUGGACGGCAAAUUGACUUAGCCCAAAAUGGCCAGAAACAUUCUUUCACAUUUGAUAAAGUUUUUAUACCUGAAGUAUCACAGGAAGAAGUUUUUGUAGAAAUUUCACAGCUUGUACAAAGUGCUCUUGAUGGUUAUAAGGUUUGCAUCUUCGCCUAUGGUCAAACUGGAUCAGGGAAAACCUAUACAAUGAUGGGAAGACCUGGACACCCGGAGGAAAAGGGAUUGAUACCUCGUUCGUUAGAACAGAUAUUUCAAACGAAACAGUCUCAACAACCUCAAGGCUGGAAAUACGAGAUGCAGGUAUCAAUGUUGGAAAUAUACAAUGAAACCAUUCGUGAUCUGAUGUCGAUAAGAUCGUCAUCGGAAAAUGGCACUCCUGGAAAGCAAUAUACAAUCAAACAUGAUGCAAGUGGAAAUACACAAGUUUCUGAUCUUACAGUAGUGGAUGUUCACAGUGCGAAAGAAGUCGCCUUUCUUUUAAAUCAAGCUGCAAAUAGCAGAUCUGUGGGAAAAACUCAGAUGAAUGAACAAUCAUCAAGAAGCCAUUUCGUGUUCACUCUUCGAAUAUAUGGUGUAAAUGAGAGCACUGACCAACAAGUACAAGGUGUUCUGAAUCUAAUUGACCUUGCUGGUAGCGAGCGUCUCUCGAAGAGUGGUUCAACCGGUGAUCGGUUGAAAGAAACUCAAGCCAUCAACAGAAGUUUGUCAUCAUUGAGCGAUGUCAUAUUUGCCUUGGCCAAGAAGGAAGACCAUGUGCCAUUCAGAAACUCAAAGCUUACAUAUCUUCUUCAACCUUGUCUCGGUGGAGACUCGAAGACGUUAAUGUUUGUAAACAUCUCACCCGAUCCUUCUUCGGUUAGCGAGUCACUAUGCUCACUCAGGUUUGCUUCGAGAGUCAAUGCUUGUGAGAUUGGAACUCCACGUCGCCAGACCAAUGGCCGUGCAACAGACGCUCGUUUGAGCUAUUUCUAA